UAAACAAGCAGAAGACGUUCUGACAUCCUCUUUCAAAAAAGGAGGAAGAAUAAAUGCAGCUGGUUGGUUUUAUACGACUGGAGCUUUUGAACAGAGUGGAUGGUUAUUUGAUCUGCUGCUGAUGGAGUGAAAUUCAAGAUUUACUAGAUUUAACUGAAGAAUUUUAAUUUAAGGUCUGAGAGAAGAUGAAGGACUAUCACAGUCUGUCUGAGAACAUGUUGACAGUCAACAUGUUACUGAGUGUCUUCUUUCUUUCAGGUGGCUUUGCUGAUCAUUGUCAAGGUCGUACACCUUCCUUUUUAAUUACAACACCAAAGUCCAUCGUAGCACUGAGUGGAUCUUGUUUGCAAGUCCCAUGUAGCUUCACAGUUAAAGAGGCAGAAAAUGAUUUUAACAGUGGAGAACAAACCUCUGCAGCUUGGAUUCCAAGUACUAAGAAUAUUUUUGACAUCAGUCAGGGAUUUAAUAACCAUCAAAUAAAUAUUACUGGAAACAUAAAACAGAAAAAUUGCACCACUGUGUUUUCUGAUAUAAAUACAAAACAAGAAACGGAAUAUUUCCUCAGAAUCGAGACGGAUAAAUACAGAGGAUCAGGUUGUUCUACUCCUCUAAAGAUUACAGUUCAAGAUUCUCCUGAGAAACCCAGAAUUGAAACCGAUCUGACAAAUCUGAAGGAGCAUCAGUCUGUCACUGUAAACUGCUCAGCUUUCACUCCCUGUCCACAAUCACCUCCUGAACUCACCUGGAAUCUCCAACAAGACUCUCUCAGACAAACAAAGAAAAACACAGAUGGAACCUUUACAACUAAAAUCCAGAAGAACAUCACUCUGUCAGACACACAUGAUGGAUACAACAUCAGCUGUUCUGCCAAAUAUCCUGUGAUUGGAGGAAUCAAGACAGCAGAGACAGAAGUGACUCUCAGUGUUUCAUAUGCUCCUAGAAACACUUUAGCAUCCAUCAGUCCAUCAGCUUUGGUGUCAGCAGGUACCUGGGUGGAGCUGAGCUGCUCCAGCAGAGCCAAACCUCCACCCAGCUUCACCUGGUUCAGGAAAAGCAAAGAUGGAGCCAUGAAUGUGUCUGUGGGGCCAGUUUACAGCUUCAAUGCCACUGAGGGAGAAGAGUAUUACUGUGUGGCCACAAAUGAUCUGGGUACAAACAGAUCAUCUGUGAUCCUAGUUACCAAUAAAGCAUUUCCAUUAUGGAUUGCACUUCUUGCAUCAAUCAUUGUCAUUUUGCUCAUCUGCCUGGUGAUCUGUGUUUGGUGUAAGGUCAAACAUCCAACUCCACGACAGACUCAGACUCAAACAGAGACGGAGGUUCAAAUGUCAGACAGAAAGCCAGAUGAAGAAAUCCACUAUGGUGAAGUGAGCUUCCUCCCGAGGAGACCUGAAGCCUCCGCCGUCUCAGUGCAGGACAGUGGACAGCAGGAGUUGGUGUACGCUUCGGUCAAAGGGUCUGCUGAUCGUUCAGAGGAUCUCUACGCUCAUGUGAAGAAAAACUAACUUAUGUUGUUGGAUCAAAACAUACAUAUGUACUGUUGAGGAAAAAUGAUUAUUUUUAGUGCUUAAUACAGUUAAUCUUACGGCAUGUGUAAAAGGCAUAUUGAACACUCUUAUUUUGAACAAAUUUCUUAAUUUUGAACAGGUUUGUGUUAAGGAUUUAAAAUUAAACCAGAUGGGCAAGCAUUCAGACCACAGGAGGCCGUAAAAUUAGCAUCUUCUCCAGGGCACUAUUACUUGAGACUGGGGGAGAUAACAGGAGAGACUUCGGAUUUCACAGGCAUCUGUGAAAUCUUAUCUCAUGUUUUUUGUAUGUCUGUAUAAGGUAGAGAAUGCAUAUCUCUGUUCCUCUGCAGCUUUGUUGUUGAUUCAUACGUUGCUUUGUAUGGGAUUAAACUCUGUGAUUCUGUGACGUCAACACGCAUUGUUGUUUUCCUUGUGGCUGCACGUCGCCCGAUGAGAGGACCCGGAAGUUUAAGGAAGAGAGAGCCAAACGUUUUGUCCAAAGUUAAUUUAUAAAUUAAUCUUCCUUAAUAGUACCUACUGUAUGUAUGCAUGUCUACAUUAAUAGAUAUUUUUAAAUAAAAUGUCUCAGUUUAAAAGACAAACAUCUUCAUGCUCCAUUUCACUUGUUUUUUUGUCCUUCAUAAAAUGAUUAUGCUCCUAUUUUAGGCCUUUUGUUGUUUCAUAACCUGGUAAGUUCUUUGCAUUUCUCACCAUGUUAGAUAAUAGUGGAAGAAGUUUUCAUGUUCCAUUCUUUAACACUGAAACUACAAGACUAAAAACCCUUUUAAUGAAACAAAGUAACAUUUAAACAAAGGGAUAACUCUUGUUUUACAACAAUGUCUCUCUAAAAAUUGAGCUCUUUCUCUCAGUGAAUUUUUAAAUAAUAUUCAGUUUUUCUAAAGCCAGAUGAAGAAAUCCACAAAACUGCUUGUUAUGUGAUGUAUGAUGAUUUUUUUCAAGUCUGUAAUCUUUUUACAGUCUGCUUCAGCUUCUAUUUAAUCCUGACCACAGAAAUUAAAUGUGUGAGCAGGUUUUGUUUUCAAGUAAUGACUGCUUAUAUUUUCUUGAUAUUUUGA
Xiphophorus maculatus (southern platyfish) is the source of this 2581-nucleotide messenger RNA. Its product is annotated as sialic acid-binding Ig-like lectin 14. The coding region runs from base 186 to 1502 and encodes 438 amino acids. The transcript is spliced from 8 exons. The record is from RefSeq and is a predicted model, not a curated record. NCBI's taxonomy places the organism in Eukaryota, Metazoa, Chordata, Actinopteri, Cyprinodontiformes, Poeciliidae.